This is a messenger RNA of Daldinia caldariorum, 2638 nucleotides long. RefSeq names its product SIN1-domain-containing protein. Gene Ontology annotation, cellular component: TORC2 complex; cytoplasm; plasma membrane. The coding region runs from base 251 to 2596 and encodes 781 amino acids. NCBI's taxonomy places the organism in Eukaryota, Fungi, Ascomycota, Sordariomycetes, Xylariales, Hypoxylaceae. Gene Ontology annotation, molecular function: phosphatidylinositol-4,5-bisphosphate binding. Gene Ontology annotation, biological process: TORC2 signaling. The transcript is spliced from 2 exons. The record is from RefSeq and is a predicted model, not a curated record.
CCCCGAUAACACACCUGUGACACCUGUGACAACCUGUGGAAAUGUGGGAGGCUGCUCAACUUCCCCAUUCCUAAAACCAUAUAACAAAGACUACCGCGAUUUCAAUCAUUGUCCCAGUUCUGUCGCAGACAUCCAUACACACAUAUCAUAUCGGCUUCGUAAUAAAUAUUUAAACCUGGCAUGAUUGUCGCUCCACGAGAAUGAAUGCAAUCGGCUUCUUCUCGUCAAGUAAGCUGGUCUACCGUUCAAGAUGUCGUUGAUACAAGUUGAAGAUUUGGUAUCCUACCAAUUACGAACAAGUUAUCUCAACGAGGUUGCUGAUGGCGUUGGCGAACGUCUCAUUACCAUUAACGACACUUUCCUAAACACCGCCCCUUUCAAAGCCGCUGGCUGGCGAUCGAACCCGUCGCAUAUUAAGCGAACCCAUUCCCCUCCGAUACCUACAGCUAUCGCCUCCGAAUACUUCCAGGCUGCUCCGAGGUCUACGGGCCUUACACUUGAGGAUGAAGCUGAAGAAGGGGGGAUGCUGACUAGCGGCGGAGAUACGUUGGGACCAGGAAGCGCUCUCAGGCGGCGCAGAGAAAGACGCCGAGAGCAGAUGGAUGAAGAUGAUAGUAGUGACUUGAGCGACGAGAGUGAUGACGAGACAGACCAGAGGGCGGCACAGCAAAUAAGAUUUGCAAAGAUGCCCCUCCGAAGUCGAGCUGGAUCCUCGCCUAUUCAAUCGUCUAAUCUGCGUCAAGCCACCAACAUGUCAUCUCCACAAGCCACCCCGGCACCUCGACGGGGAUCGCAGCCUGCUUUAGAAACUGUUAGGGAACGGCCGCGGCGGGACACCGUUACCAGUAGCGAAAUUUCGUCCGACAACGAGUUCGAUGCUUCAGGUUAUCAUAAAAACAGAGAGAUUGCGAGAACGAGAGCGGCUAGGUCACAUUCCAGAACUACUCCGGAAUCUGGGCAGAGCAUCAGACGUCAUGGAAGCCACUUACUUCCCGAAGAAGAGGAGAACUCUGAUAUGUCGGAUACUUCUUCGGCAUUUGCCGAAAGUGUUGAUUCAACUUCUAUUCUAGAUGCAGUUGAGAAUCCGGCAGUCGGUACUUCACCAGGUCAACAGGUAGUCGGCACAGUACCGAAACAAUUACUACGGCAGUCUACAAUCAGAAAGCUGGCGCCAUCAGCGCAGCCACAGAUGCUUCAAGCACUUCCACCCCCCCGACCUAUGAGUACUAUCAGGCCUCUCAGCAUGGUUCCACCUCGUAGCUUACUCUCAGACGCAUUUAAGGCGAAAAGAACCAAACCAGCUAUGCCAUUUGAUGAGUUCGCAUCUCUGUCGGGCCAGGGAGAUCCUGAUCCCCUUAGAAUAAGAAUAUACGCGCCGUUCUCUAAAGACCCCGAGACACCCUUCGAGGUGCCCAUAAGACGCAAUAUUCAGGAGGCGGAUGGGACUUUCAGGCCGGUGACCGUUGCCGAGUUAAUUGGCUUGAGUCUAUGGAGGUAUCACGCCGAAAAGCUCCAACCCCCUGUCCCUGCCGACAAGCUAAAUGUAAAUUGGUGGACCCUACGGAUGGUUGAAGAAGGUGGCGAGGUUGAUGAUGAUUUCGAGCCGCUGGAUCGUAAAAAGCCGGUGAACUCGUUCACUACGGCAAAUAACAGAGCAGCAAGGUCACGGGGUGCUUCCAAAGCCUACGAUGAAUUCGCCCUGGUGCAAGCUUCGGAGGCCGGCUUUGAGGAAAAUCAGACCCAAACACCACAGUACAAACAGCAGGAUGUAGCGGAGGACGUAAACGACGAAGAGGCAACCCCAAGGAAUACGCCUCAGCCGCAAGUAUCCCCGCAAGUCGCAGCACAACCGCGAUUGAAUCCUAUCAUUACCACAACCUAUCGGGUAGAUACCCUUCUAGCUGAUAAGCCGCCUCCUCAGGCUGCUGCCCCGGCUGCGAGUAGAGGUCAACAUAAACUGCUGAAGGUCCAUAUAUUAUCAUCCAAUACUGCUCCAGGGCAAAUGGUGACUCUCGAUGUUACUACAGAUAUGUACCUCGCCGAGGUUCUUGAUCUUGUUUGCCGUAAGAGGCAACUCGAUAAGAAUACUCACGUACUCAAACUUCCCGAUUCUGGCGCGGUAGUCCUCGUAGACCGUACUGUUUCGUCAAUCGGCAACGUCGAGGAUCUGGAACUUCACCGUCGUCGAUUUGCAACAGAUGGUCCGCUGACGAUCGGUUCGCCUAGCAGUCCCUCCCCCAAGCCGCAUGUGUGGAACGAGCUACCCCAGAAGGGAAAAAAGAAGUUCAUGACAACGCAUCCCCUUGCUCAGGAGAAUACGAUGCAAGAUGAAGCCGGCAGUGGCGACGUCAAGUAUAAAAAAUACACGGUCUGGCGCAAGCAGGCGAUACGAUUUGUUGGCAUGAACGAGCGAAUACUCGUUAUCGAUGGCGAGUACGUAUAUAUACACCCAUCUUCUGGAGGCAAAGUAAUCCGCGAAGGAGGGAAGACCACGACGGUCCACUUCAGUAACGUGAUCGGAUGCAGUGUUUCGCGCCGUCAUCCAACCAAUUUUAAAGUAAGUCAACACGGGUCCCUAUUUAUUCCCACAGUGUAGAUGCUGAAACCUAGUCUAGCUCCUUGUGUACAAAGACACGGA